GCAACUUUAGGUAAUUUCGACCAACAAUUCGGCUUGCCGCUUUCGUUUUGUUGUUUCCAUUUACUUUUAUGACCUGACCGUGAAAUCAAUAAGUAUAAAAUAUUUAAAUCCGUGAAGAGACAAAUUUAGCAUGACGGAAUUCGCGGAGGUCGUGCCCUACUAUGGAUUAAUGGAUGGAAUCUCGUCGAGAAUCGGGGUCCCCGUUGAGGCCUUUCGAUUGCUCCUGACUAUCCUUGCAGGUUAUCCCUUGGCAGCGUUUUAUAUCAAGUAUAUCGCAAGCAUUGCCGAUAAGACCGUACAUCACCUGUUCUUUGCCGGAUGUGGACUUGGGUUAUGUUACUUCAACUAUGGCUACGACACAUAUCACUCCCUGGUGGGAAUCCUGACCACCUAUUUCCUGGUACUCUUCCUGCGAAAAAAAGCACAAAUAUUCCUGGCCCUCAACUUUGUGUUCCACAUGAGUUAUCUGUUGCUGGGUUACUUCUUCACCUCCAGCAACGAAUACGACAUCCUAUGGACGAUGCCGCAUUGCAUUUUGGUACUCCGAAUGAUCGGAUACGGCUUUGAUAUCACCGACGGACUGAAAGAGGAAUCAGAGCUGUCGAAGGACCAAAAGGAAACUGCCUUGAAGAAACCACCAUCGCUGCUGGAACUCUUGGCCUUUGCAUAUUUUCCCAGUGGGUUCUUGGUGGGACCGCAGUUCCCCUUUCGCCGAUAUCAGGCCUUCGUUAAUGGCCAAUUCAGACAGCACGAGGGAAGCUUGAACGCUGGCGUUCGGCGAUUCGGAGCUGGGUUCUUCUACCUGAUAGUCUGCCAAGUGGGCUUGAGGUAUUUCCCCGAUUCGUACUUCCUCACUCCGGAGUUUGCCGAGGUUCCGUUCAUCAAGAGGAUCUACUUCCUGGGCUUCUGGGCCAAGUUCAGUUUGUACAAGUACAUAUCAUGCUGGCUGCUCACCGAGGGAGCCCUUAUCUGUAUUGGCUUGACCUACAAAGGAGAGGACAAGGACGGACAACCAGAUUGGUCGGGCUGCAGCAACGUGAAGCUAAGGCUCCUGGAAACUGGCAACACGAUGGAGCACUACGUGCAGAGCUUCAACGUAAACACGAAUCAGUGGGUGGGACAGUACAUCUACAAGCGGCUCAAAUUCCUCAACAAUCGCACGAUCAGUUACGGUGCGGCGUUGGGUUUCUUGGCCAUUUGGCAUGGAUACCACAGCGGAUACUACAUGACCUUCCUAAUGGAAUACAUGGUCGUGAGCACUGAGAAGCAGAUAACCCGCUUUUACACAAAGGUUGUGUUGCCGAAAUAUGGCCAGAUCCUCAACAACUCGGACAUCUAUAAGCUGCUCUACUUUAUCACCAUGAAAUCUUACAAUAUUGUGUACAUGGGCUGGUGUCUCACGGCGUUUGUGUAUCUGAAGUACGAGCGGUGGAUCGUGGUUUACGGAGCGGUUGACUACUACGGAUUCACCUUCCUCUUCGUAUGGGCUGUCUUCUAUCACACCUAUUAUCACUUCUUUGGAAGCCGUUCCCGAAGAGCAGCUGGCGAGGAUGAGAAGACACAGGAAAAGAUCACAGAAAACGUCACAGAGGAAAAGAAACCAGAGGACAAAAAGUUGGAGUAGGGAAGAAAAGAUUGAAAAUUAGCUGGAAGUUAUCUAAAAUUUUAGUUUCGCCUUGACAAUUGUUUGGAAUUGGUAUUAAUCAAAGAAUCGAAUUAAUUUGACUAACCAAAUAAGAAGUUUCACCAAAUAAUAUGCCACUCUAACUAGAGAUUUGUUAACUAGCUAUUGGAAUGCAAUUUUAUACAUAUAUAUAUCGUUUGCCUAGUCAAGGAGGAGUCAUCCCCGAACAUGCAGUGGUUUUUUGGCGAUAAGAUACUGUUUUAUCUCGCCCAAAGGCACAUUGCCAGUCUAUAUAUAUUGUGGAAUUGUAAAUUGUUUAAGUGUUACAAAACCGUUUAGUUCAACUAGUAACUAGACAGAUCACAUAUAAGACUUUAUCAGACCCGGGUCUUUGAAAAUCAAACAACUUCUUUAACAGAUUUCUUGUAUUUUAAUGGAGACUAAGCCAUAAAGACAGUUUUAUACUAUUGCAGAGAUGAUGCAAAGAUAUAUUUUGAUAUGCUCACGCUGAGAGCAAAUUUCAGUAACGGAAAUGCGAAAUAAAUGCAAUGGAAUUAUU
Drosophila ficusphila is the source of this 2183-nucleotide messenger RNA. RefSeq names its product lysophospholipid acyltransferase 5 (gene nes). Gene Ontology annotation, molecular function: 1-acylglycerophosphocholine O-acyltransferase activity; lysophospholipid acyltransferase activity. The transcript is spliced from 4 exons. Gene Ontology annotation, biological process: phosphatidylcholine biosynthetic process; lipid modification. The coding region runs from base 131 to 1624 and encodes 497 amino acids. The record is from RefSeq and is a predicted model, not a curated record. Gene Ontology annotation, cellular component: membrane. Lineage: Eukaryota; Metazoa; Arthropoda; Insecta; Diptera; Drosophilidae.